Molecule: messenger RNA, 2838 nt
Organism: Zingiber officinale
Lineage: Eukaryota; Viridiplantae; Streptophyta; Magnoliopsida; Zingiberales; Zingiberaceae
Product: UDP-glucuronate:xylan alpha-glucuronosyltransferase 1-like
Exons: 5
Coding region: 827-2788 (653 amino acids)
Biological process (GO): xylan biosynthetic process
Molecular function (GO): glycosyltransferase activity
Source: RefSeq, a predicted model, not a curated record
GAGAUUAAUUGAUCCGGAGUCCCAUUUAUGAUGCAGCAGCAGCAGCAGCUCCUCGAUGAAUCAUUGAUGAGCUUCACAAUCGCAUCUCCCUUCCUCCUUUCUUGAAAAUCCAGCUCGAUGUUCGCCCCAUUCAAUCCAAGCAUCAACAUCUCUGCAUAAUCUUUGCUUCUUCCACAAUGAUCUCUGACGCACGCUGACCAUAAAAAAAAAAAUUGAAUUUUUAAGCAAAUCGCAGGCCAAAGACGAGAUUUUUGUGUGCGAGGGAGUGGAUCUGACGCUUCUAUCAAGAGUGUAGAUUGUUGAUGACCAGAAGCUUGAAGGAGGAAGGAAGAAGACAAGCAGAGCCACCAGGAUCCAAAUUUACUUGUUCCAUUGAGACUUACCAGCCAACUCUCAACCCCUCCCUCACCCACUCCCAUGGCGACGACGAAGGAACUCAGCAGACAACGCAACCGCACCAACCAAUCCAAGUUAUUAAACUAAUCGGCUACUUUUCGUUUAUCAUCAGCCAGUUCCUUUUUCUCCAAAGAGAGAGAGAGAGAGAAUGGAGGGCAAAAGAUGAUAUCUUUGUAAACUGGAAGCUGUUUUGGGUCCCCAUGAAGAUUGCAGGAGGUGAAUCAACACAGCUCACCAUUCCAUUCCAUGCUUUGAUUCUCUGAUCGCGCUUCCGCUAGUAAAAAUCGUUCCUUUUUCUCAUCGCCCGCCGAUUGCUCCAUUGGCGGUCGCUUUGCUGUUCUUUCUCCUUUGAUCUUGGCAUUUCUUCAAGGAUCUUCCUCUGCGGAACUAUUGCAUCGCUUGCCUGUUCGGUUCUUCUUCCCCGAGCAAAAUGAGAGCCGCCGAAGGAGUCGUCUCCGCCAGUAGCCCAGCCGAGCCCCGGCAUCGGUCCGCCGGAAACCCAUCCAGUGAUUUUGCUAACAAGAGAAAGCCCCAAAGGAGCAGUGACUAUAAACAAGCUGACAAGCCAUUGAUCAAUGUUUUACAAGAGAGAAUUUUUGUGUUGAAGCCCUGUUCCAUUCGACUCGUCUUGUUAACCAUCAUCUGCGGCACCGUGCUAACGAUCCUCCACUGCCCGGUGGCUUACCAUAAUGACCAUGGAUUGCGAACCGAUUCUAGGUCCAGGUUCAUCGAUGCCGGGUGGAUUUGGGACAAAGGCAAAUUGGAUCCCCGUUAUGUAUCGAACUCAGAUGUCGACUGGGCUCAGAUUCUGAAAUGUAUCGAAAAUUCGAAUAUGGAACACGAAAAACCGAAAAUUGGCUUACUGAACUUCAACAUCUCUGAGAUCAAUCAAUGGCAUCAGAACUUACCAUAUGCUGGAUUCUCUGCCAUUCGUCUCGAUUACGCACCGAGCAAUCUUACAUGGGAUGUUCUCUAUCCGGAAUGGAUCGAUGAGGAACAAGAAUCUGAAGUCCCUUCCUGUCCCAAACUUCCUGUGCCUGAGUUCUCGAAAGCCUACCGCUUCGAUCUCAUAGCGGUCAAGCUUCCCUGCAAUAAAAGCUCAGGAAGCUGGUCUAGAGAUGUGGCUCGGCUGCACUUGCAGCUGGCUGCUGCUGAAAUUGCUGCAAGUUUUCUGGGAAGUCCUAAUAUGGUCCAUGUUCUUUUUGUAUCGAGCUGUUUUCCGAUACCGAAUCUUUUCGGUUGCAAGAAUCUUGUCAAGAGGGAUGGAAAUGUUUGGUUAUACAAGCCGGAUUUGCGAUCGUUGAAGGAGAAACUACAGCUUCCUAUCGGUUCUUGUGAGCUUGCCCUCCCUCUGGAAUCAAGAGAGAGGCCGCAAUCAGAUACUCCUCACAGAGAAGCCUAUGCCACCAUUCUCCAUUCGGCCAACGAUUAUGUCUGCGGUGCCAUUGCGGCGGCCAGAAGCAUUCGCUUGUCGGGAUCGAAGAGAGACAUGGUGAUCCUCAUCGACGAAACAGUCAGCGAUCACCACAGAAAUGGCCUUGCAGCUGCAGGAUGGAAGAUCAAGACGAUCACAAGGAUCAGGAAUCCCAAGGCCGAGCGGGACGCUUACAACGAAUGGAACUACAGCAAGUUCCGGCUCUGGCAGCUGACGGACUACGACAAAGUCAUCUUCAUCGACGCCGACCUGCUCAUCCUCCGAAACAUCGAUUUCCUCUUCGCGAUGCCGGAGAUCACGGCGACGGGCAACAACGCCACCUACUUCAACUCGGGAGUGAUGGUCGUGGAGCCUUCGAACUGCACGUACAGGCUGUUGAUGGAGCACAUCGACGAGAUCGAAUCCUACAACGGAGGCGAUCAAGGGUACCUGAACGAGAUCUUCACGCGGUGGCACCGCAUUCCUAGGCACAUGAACUUCCUGAAGCACUUCUGGAUCGGCGACGAGCCGGGGAUCAAAGCGGCCAAGACGCGUUUGUUCGGCGCCGACCCCCCUGUUCUGUACGUGCUGCACUACCUGGGGCUGAAGCCGUGGCUGUGCUUCAGGGACUACGACUGCAACUGGAACUCGGAGAUAAUGCGGGAGUUCGCGAGCGAUGCGGCGCACGCGACGUGGUGGAAAAUGCACGAGGCGAUGCCGGAGCAGCUGCAGAGCUACUGCCUGCUGUCCACCAAGCAAAAGGCGAGAUUGGAGUGGGAUCGAAGGGAGGCGGAGAAGGCGAACUUCUCCGACGGACACUGGCGGCGGAAGAUACGCGACCGGCGAUUGAAGACGUGCUUCGAGGAAUUCUGCUACUGGGAGAGCAUGCUCUGGCAUUGGGGCGAUCCGAAUUGGGCGGAUGAGAACGUGACGACGGUUACUCCAACCGCCAAACUGCCCGCCUUAUUAUUAUUAUGAUCCAUCCAUAUAAUCAUAUAUAUAUAUCAAUAUCAUUGCAUUGUUAUUUA